AUGAGCGCAUCAUCAUCAACUUCGUCCUCUUCUUCGCAAAAUUCGACUCCAACAUCAUCAUCAUCAUCAUCAUCAUCAUCGACGACAAAACCAACAACUGCUGCUACCACCACCACCUCUCGCCCCUCGCGUUCUCCGUUCGGUGGUCGAUUUAUGUUGAACAACAACAAGAAGAAAACAACGUCGUCGACACCAUUGAAAGCAGCGACGAACAAAGGAAUGCGCGCGGCGUCUUUACAUCCGUUGAAGACGUCUUUGCACAAAUCGUUCUUUUCACAAGACGUGUCCUCGUCGACGACUAUUGAAGGCACCGUUCGACAACAUCCGUCGCAAACGUCCACACCGUUUUCGUUUCAAAUGCCCUCGGGAUUGGCACGAUCGCAACAAGUGCACAUGCUGCAACGGUUCUUGAAUCUCCCCGCGUUACCGUCGUACAUCAAAAACGAAGGAGGGUUCGUGUUGGAUCGAGUGGUCACGCAGUUUGGAGGUAACGAGUGGUGGUCAACCGCGACGCUACGCAUUCGCGCGCAGAGGAUGUGGAACACGAGAGAAACGGUAGACGGGAAACCACAUCGAGCGAUGAUGUUACCGAGCAUGUACGGGUUAGGCGCGAAGGUUCGUGUUGGCGUUUUUGAAAAGACGACGUUGAAAGGGGUGGUAGAGAUGAAGUCUUUGACGAGGUUGGUGCGAAAGUUUAUUUUACCGGCGAGCGCGGAUGAGAACAUUUUGUCGGGUAAAACAAAUCGUAAAAAUAGCGCAGGGAACACGAACAAUAAUUCAGACUUAUCCAAAAUUUACUCCAUUUUAGAUGGAAGCAUGGAAAGAAGAACGGAGGAAGAAAGAGACGCGGAGCGAGCGAAUAGAGCGCCGACGAGCUGUAGGAUUACGUUGACGAGUAAAAUUUUACCCGGGCACACGAUGAGUUGCGACUUGAGUUCUGGAGAAAAGUAUCAAGUCGAUGAUGGUUACAUCGAUGGACCAACAGUCGCACAAGCCUCGAUAAGUUCUCGCGGACGUCGACAGGUGCAUUAUAAAGCGGGUGUUAGCCAGAUUUUAGAUAAGCAUUUACCAGACUUUGAAGCAAAGGUGGUUAAAAACAAAGGAGCUGGGACGACGUCGUCGUCUUCGUCUCGCGCUAAAAAAUUUCAGAAACCGCCAAGACGAGAAGCGCGGGCGGGUGUUUCUGUAGAAGAGCAAGUAAUGGUUUGGAAAGGAAAGCGUCGGAGAAAGAAAAAAUCGGGCAACAGCUUGGCGACAACGACAGCGAGUAGUUAUUCCGCGUUGCCGCAAAUGCCAAACUUAACGUUUGGAUUUAUAGCGGGGGUCAUUGGACGAUGGAAUUUAGAUGGGAGACACAUCAUCGGAAGAUCAUCGUCAAGGUCGCGAAGACGCAUGAGAAAGAAACAGGGCAAAGGCGAUACGUCUAUGAAUAGAACCAUAGACGACUCCAUAUUAUCGACCGAAGAUGACGACGACGAUGACGACGACGAUUUUUAUAACGAUCGAACCGUGGACGCCUCGACGAAUUCCGCGCUCGAUAACGCAAGUAACGCCCUUCCGCCGCUGAAAUGCGAGUUGCAUAAUUUUCUUAGCGCAUCGAUGCACUUUCAAAUCGGUUCAUUUUCAAGAGCCAUCUUAGAUUUAACGAGUAUAGACGUGCGAGUUGAUGUAGGAGCGCGCCAAGAACAACCAAACGCACUGGCAUUGCGAGACUCAAAUUUUGGAUACAUGAUUCCCGAGAAUUUCGAUAAAAAUUCAAAGGAAAACGCACAAGACAACGUUGGAAAGAGAAUUGCAACUCGGGCGCAAAAGUUUUUAACCAUGGACGGUCUUUUAGUUCCCGAUCCAUCGUCUGUGACGGUAUCUUUGUGUCAACAAAUUUUGGGACCGAUCACGUUCAAAGGAGAAAUCCGUGCCUCUGGGGGAGAUACGCUGAAUGCGUUGCGCGUAGGCGCGAAGAAAUUGACCGAACGCAAGUCUUUGCAAGAGUGCAGAGAUGAAGCGAGCAAAGAAUUGAAAAACCCAGAGAUUAUUUAUGGCGUAGACUGUCCUUUGCCACCGGCGUUAGGCACGGCGAGAUUAGUCGGGUGGUACAACGUGAAUAGGCAGGAAGCCUUUGUGGAAUGUAGACUUUUCGAUAUGUAA
Molecule: messenger RNA, 2145 nt
Organism: Bathycoccus prasinos
Lineage: Eukaryota; Viridiplantae; Chlorophyta; Mamiellophyceae; Mamiellales; Bathycoccaceae
Exons: 1
Coding region: 1-2145 (714 amino acids)
Biological process (GO): acylglycerol transport; ER to chloroplast lipid transport
Molecular function (GO): phosphatidic acid binding
Source: RefSeq, a predicted model, not a curated record